AUGACGGAGGAAAUGAGCAUCCAAACAAAAGAGGAAGAACUUGAAAAACGUAACUAUAAUCGCAUAAAGGAACUUAUACGGCUAUCAUUUACAUUAGGAGUCAAUCUAACCAAGCCUACAGUUUUUAAAGAAUCACUUAAAGUCAUCAAUAUCUGUCUUAUUGUGAGUAGUAUUGUUUCUAUAUAUGGACAUUGGGCAAAAGUCAUGAAACAUAGUGGCAAUAUUCCCAUGGUUGGCGAGGCUAUUUGUACUGCUUUUCAAACAUUGAUUUCUGUUGUGAAAAUGAUUUAUUUCCUUUUUGCGCAAAGAAGAUUCCAAAUCCUGUUAGCCAGUGUUCAGAGGCAUGAGAUUUUACAAAAAAUGGAGUUAUUUAAAAAAGAUUUUGCUGUUAACAAAAAAUUAAAGUUGGAGGUGGAUAAUAUCAUGAAUGAUGCUUGGAAAGAUUCUCGUCGUCAAAUAAUUUACUAUUUAUCUGCCUGCAUUGGAAUUUGCAGCAAUUACUUUUUCGUGGCAUUAGGUUUUAAUAUCUAUCAUCAGUGGAAAGGAACACCAAAUUAUAUUCCUAGAUUUUCAUAUCCUGUGUAUUACCCAGGUUGGGCGGAACGAGGUUUUGAGUUUCCCUAUUAUCAUAUACAAAUGUAUUUGACAACUUGUGCACUUUACAUAUCUGGCAUGUGCGCCGUUACAUUUGAUGGUGUAUUCAUUAUUCUAUGCGUCCACGGAGUUGGUUUAAUAAACUCUUUAAAGGCAAUAGUAAAACAUUCGACUUCAAUGAGCAUUCCUAAAGAACAGCGCGUCGAGUACUUGCGCUAUUGUAUAUUUCACUAUAAAAGGAUCUACCAAUAUGUGUUGGAAGUAAACCAGAUGUUCAAACAUAUUUCCAUAUCACAAUUUCUGAUGAGUUUAGUUGUCCUCGGAAUUGUUUUGUUUCAAAUGAGCAUUAGUGUGGAGUCCGAUCGAAGUGGCUUAAUACGUAUGAUUAUGUAUAUAUCAGCUGCUGGGUAUCAAAUUAUAAUUUUUUGCUACAAUGGACAACGUUUACUUAGUGCGAGUGAGGAUAUUCCAUUUGCUUUCUACGAUUGUGAGUGGUACAAUGAAAGCGAGGCUUUUAAAUUUCUUGUCAAAAUGUCAAUUAUGCGCAGUCAACACACAUUUCAGUUUGACAUAUCUUGGUUUACUACUAUGUCACUUGCAACCUUAAUGGCGUUCGUUAAAACUUGUUCGUCAUAUUUCCUCUUGCUGCGCAAUAUAUCUGAAUAA
Molecule: messenger RNA, 1260 nt
Organism: Teleopsis dalmanni
Lineage: Eukaryota; Metazoa; Arthropoda; Insecta; Diptera; Diopsidae
Product: odorant receptor 63a-like
Exons: 10
Coding region: 1-1260 (419 amino acids)
Biological process (GO): detection of chemical stimulus involved in sensory perception of smell; sensory perception of smell
Cellular component (GO): plasma membrane
Molecular function (GO): odorant binding; olfactory receptor activity
Source: RefSeq, a predicted model, not a curated record